AUGACUACCCAGGCGUUCCCUGAGCUAGAGGUUGUUAUUAUCUCGCCUCCAGACAAUGAAAGACGCCUACGAGGCCGUGGAGUGCGCCAGUCGCCUGAUAUUACACAAAGCGAUGUGAUUGAGGUCUCCUCCAUGGUUUCAGAUCAAAGCUACCACACCGCUGUUUUGUCCCAGGAGGAAGGCUUUCACCUCGAUGAUAGUGGAGCGCAGGCCUCGCAAGUGAUGAGGUUGCAAAGAGCUGUUGAUGAGCGAACGGGCAGAGCCAAGGACGAAGAUUUAACAGGCGAAAUUCCUCUUUUAGCUCAAAUACCCAUGUUCACAAACGGUGUCAUACAGCCUUCCGUCUCCAGAUCGAAUGGCGAGGAACCACCGGUGCACUUGUCUCAGGAAAUGGCUGACCGUCUUGUUCUCUCUUAUUUAACGAGAGAAUAUGCAAACUUGCCGAUACUGGACCUUUUACAGUUUCAGUCAGCGUACGAGACUACCAGAACUGAACAGGACAUAGCCGCAGGCCCCAGUAGUUUCCAUGGCAUCUUGAAUACCAUUUUCAGUUUAUCUGGCUUAAGUACAAACGAUGUGAAUGACGAAGACGUGACGAAUUUCUUCAACCGCGGUCAGAGGAUGUCCAGGGAUACGGAGAACAGCGGGUCUCUAUGUGAGCGUAUUCAAUCGCAUAUUUUACAAAGCCAGUAUCUAUAUGCGACUGGUAACUCAAGGUUGGCAUGGAUGUUCAUUGGGUUUGCCAUCCGCAUGGCGCAGGUCCUGGGCCUGCACUUCAAGACAGGGGGGCAUGAUACUCGAGGAAGGAGGGAUCGAGAACUCGCCCGGCGACUCUGGCACAGCGCCAUGAUCCUGGAACGGAUGAUUGCACUGCAGCUAGGGCUCCCACCGCAAACCUCCAAUCCACUGAGGGUGCCGUUACCGACGCAUUGGGACACAGACUACACCGAUUUCAUAGCUGGGGGGAACUCCACCGUCACGUCAGAUCGUCCAUCCUUGAUAGAGUUUUUGACGGCUUGUGCCAGGCUGUAUAGUCACGUCGAGGAUAUUUUAGCAUGGGAGGAUGAGCUGAGAAUGCAGCCAAAUAGUUGCGCUGCUAAGAAACUUCUUUCCUUCGAUUUCAAGAUAUUUUUGAAGGUAGACACUCUUCUAUAUGAUUGGCAGGCAUCUCUGCCAUCAUACUAUCUGCAAGAUGAUGCCGCGGGCGGUAUAUGGGAUGACCCGAUUGUGUGUCGACAGCGGAAUGUUCUCCGAGCACGCUACCUGUAUGUUCGUCUUCGACUAUAUCGGCCUCUGCUGGCCUUGGGACUGGCACUGUUCACCAAAUGCAAUUGUCGACCUGAAGGUCGCCCGCACGCUACUAAAGAGGAGCCUAGCUCCUCCACCUCCCCUGUUGUUUUCAGCAUGGUACGCGACGCCUCAACCACGAGCGUGGCGGUCGCCUUGGAACUGAUCAACCUCAUCCGUGCGCACGAAGAUAGGCCGCUCGAUGGCAGGCCAGGCGACAGCCGCUCUAAUCUCAUCUCUUCCUAUUGGGAGAACAUUGAUUAUACUUAUGCCUGCGGAACGGUCUUUCUUGCAGCUCGUCUAAGUAACUUUACCAGCUUCAAUGACAACAAUUCCGGUAAAAUCAAUGAAGGGGAGGUAGAGACGUCUUUGACGCGAACUAUCGACAUGUUGGACCAUUACCACAGUAUUAGACCAAAUGGGAAGGUGGCGCGUAUAGCACAGCUGUGCUGCAGCACAUUAAAGGAUCUCUCGGGCCUCAUUAGAAGGCCUGGCAUUGCUGACCCUACAGCCGACACAGCUGCGGUCUUGGAUGAGAAUACUCGCAAUCGGCUGCUGGAAAGGACAGGGAACGGUAGUCCUGCCCUCAACUGGAACCGGAGGCAGCCGGUAGAGGACACGCGCGGUUAUUAUGGAUGGAUUGAGAGUCUGCCUAUAGACUUGGCUGGUCCACUGGAAUGA
Messenger RNA from Aspergillus pseudotamarii, 1968 nucleotides. RefSeq names its product transcription factor domain-containing protein. Gene Ontology annotation, biological process: positive regulation of transcription from RNA polymerase II promoter by galactose; DNA-templated transcription. The transcript has a single exon. Gene Ontology annotation, molecular function: RNA polymerase II cis-regulatory region sequence-specific DNA binding; zinc ion binding; DNA-binding transcription factor activity, RNA polymerase II-specific. Bases 1 to 1968 code for a protein of 655 amino acids. Gene Ontology annotation, cellular component: nucleus. NCBI's taxonomy places the organism in Eukaryota, Fungi, Ascomycota, Eurotiomycetes, Eurotiales, Aspergillaceae. The record is from RefSeq and is a predicted model, not a curated record.